This is a messenger RNA of Durio zibethinus, 2444 nucleotides long. The record is from RefSeq and is a predicted model, not a curated record. Lineage: Eukaryota; Viridiplantae; Streptophyta; Magnoliopsida; Malvales; Malvaceae.
UUGUUUUUACCUGUAAUUUAAAAUCAUUUAGUUCUUUAUACCAUUAAGAAAUUGGUUUCAUGAUCUUUUGAGCUUUGCUUCUGUUUGACUACAGGGAAUCCCUGUGGGUUAAGGCUCCUAAUCUUUGGAUAAGAUAGUUCUUUACCAUAUUUAUGGUAAUAAUAAAUUGAUUUAUGGUCUUUUUUCUAACAUGACUGGGAAGGAGGUGGAUGGAUUCCAGCUGUAAGACGUCUAUUGCUGGUCAACGUUAGGUUUUUACUAUAAUCUAUAAUGGAAGGAUAAGAGGGUUAAAUGUUGACAACCUUUAUCUUUCGGCUCCUAAAAACAGUUACUGCCAAGUUAUGGUGGUUUUUUUUUUUUCCCUUCUAAUGUUUGGUUAAUUUAACAACAGUUGAAAGAGUUGAAUGUUUUCUAGGAAACAAAUUGGAAAGAACGAAUAUUGUGUUUUUUUUUUAAGGUAAUUUUUGGAAUUCAAGAAUUGAUGUCAGAUAACAUGGUGCUUUCCUCUGACUUCUUCAGUUGUUAGGACAGGAUGGAUGUUCCAUUUUAUGUUGGUUUUAUGGAAGAUCAGAUUGUUUUGUUUUGUAGUUUAUGGUGUUAUGGUGUUGGUAAGCUUUCAGUUGUAUUAUCUUUCUUUUUUGAAGUCGUUUCAUGGUAAUAUGCUGAUAUUGAAAUUUGCAUGGAUUUAUGUUCCAUGAAUCAUGUUUUGGCUUGUAAAAUACAAAAACCUUGUGAAGGCUCGGAUGUGAUAACAUUUAUCUGAUUCUGCAUAUUCCAAAUAGCAAGCAAUAGUUUAUUGUUUGUUUUUUCCCUUGUUAGCCGUGACAUUGGUAAGUAAUUCUCUUUUGACCUCUCAUUUCUGACAUACGUGGUUGCUUGGUAUCGGGUUCUCAGGUGCUUCAUAGAAGUCAUUAAGGAUAUACAAAUUUGAUUCUAAAUUAGUUGAAUAAAGAGGUUUACCAAAGUUAUUAUGGGAACUGAAGAGGAGAGCACCCCUGCCAAGCCUUCCAAAUCUGCAGCCUCAACUCAGGAAGUACUAAAAACACCAUCAUAUCCUGAUUGGACAAACCCGAUGCAGGCUUAUUAUGGAGCUGGAGCUACUCCACCGCCCUUUUUUGCCUCAACUGUUGCUUCUCCAACUCCUCAUCCAUAUAUCUGGGGAGGCCAGCAUCCUUUAAUGCCUCCAUAUGGCACCCCAGUUCCAUUCCCAGCUAUAUAUCCUCCUGGGGGAGUCUAUGCACAUCCUAAUAUUGCCACGAAUAAUGCUGAUCAUGAGGGCAAGGGUGCUGAUGGAAAGGAUAGAGGUGCCACCAAAAAAUCGAAGGGAACUUCGGGAAGCAAGGUUGGAGAGAGUGGAAAGGCAGCUUCAGGCUCUGGAAAUGAUGGUCGCUCUCAAUGCAGUGAAAGCGGCAGUGAGGGUACAUCAGAUGGAAGUGAUGAGAAUAAUCAACAAGAACCUGCUGCUGAUAAAAAGAGCUUUGGUCAGAUGCUUGCAGAUGCCAAUGCACAGAAUAAUACCACUGGGGCUUUAGUUCCUGGGAAACCCGUAGUCUCUAUGCCUGCAGCUACUGUGAAUAUAGGGAUGGACCUAUGGAGUGGAUGCCCUGCUGCCACAGGAGCUGCAAAAAUGAGACCCAACUCAUCUGGUGCUGUAGCCACAGUUCCUGCUGGAGGUGUGAUGCCUGACCAGUGGAUUCAAGAUGAACGCGAGUUGAAAAGACAGAAGAGGAAACAGUCUAAUAGGGAGUCUGCUAGAAGAUCAAGAUUACGCAAGCAGGCGGAUUGUGAAGAGCUACAAGCCAGGGUGGAGAACUUGGCGAAUGAAAACCGCAACCUUAGAGAGGAACUAAAGAAGCUUUCUGAUGAAUGUGAGAAGCUUACAUCAGAAAAUAGUUCUAUUAAGGCUGAGAACUUAAGCCUGAACUUAAGCCUAGCUGCCGUGCUAUACGUGGAUCAUGACACUAUCACUUCUUCCUUGUGCGUAGUUUUGAAUUUAUUAUCUACAAAUAUGAUUUGCUUCUUAUAUAACAGGAUGAGUUGAUGCGGUAACUAACCUCAAGCAUGACAACCCCUCUUCGAUUCUCAAGUGACGAGGUGGUGAGGGGAAUUCUUAGGAAGGAAACCUACCGGAUAACUUGCAGCCAGUGCAGUAAUUUCUUAGUAUCCAGCCAGGGCAUUAGUUUUCCAUACAAAUCUAUGCCUUUAACCCUUUAUAACUGUAAUAUGUAUAUCACACGCACAAAGUUUUAACCAGAGUUCAAAUUGUUGUAUUGUAGUUGAUUGGGAGACAGGAAGAGUGAUUCAACCACUAUUCAGAUUUUGACCACAUUUGGAUGUUAGUGUUUUUAUUUAAAAUAGAAAUAAACUUUGUCUAUGUUGCCAUGUAACGAUUAAUGUGAGAAGCCGGCAUCAGAAAUGGGGAAAAUGAGAUCAAAUUUUUAUUA